AUGGAUCUGAUUGUAGCAGGCUUGAGAGGAAGGCGAGCCGAUGGCGAAGCAGAUGAGGCCUGCGAGGGCCGAGGGAACGAGGCGGGACUGAGUGUCAAUAGACAGAGCUUAGCUUGGCUGCCGGAAGAAGCUGCUCGGAGUUUGAGGUUGUCGGAGAAAGGUAGAAGUCGAAGACGACUGGAGAAAAAAAGGAAGAAAAAAGGUUGCUGGUCGUAA
Molecule: messenger RNA, 216 nt
Organism: Linum trigynum
Lineage: Eukaryota; Viridiplantae; Streptophyta; Magnoliopsida; Malpighiales; Linaceae
Source: the annotation of a GenBank genome assembly